AACGCCAGUGAAAAAGGACGCCACCUAAAACCGGAAGUGUGUUUUGUCUGAUUCUAAGGUUCGGAAGUGUGGGGUUCUAUGGAAGAGAUGUCAGGAGAGAGCGUGGUGAGCUCCGCGGUGCCGGCGGCUACAACACGGACCACCUCGUUCAAGGGUUCGAGUCCCAGCUCCAAAUACGUCAAGCUGAACGUGGGGGGAGCGCUGUAUUACACCACCAUGCAGACCCUCACCAAGCAGGACACCAUGCUGAAGGCCAUGUUCAGUGGGAGGAUGGAGGUCCUCACGGACAGCGAAGGCUGGAUCCUCAUUGACCGGUGCGGGAAGCACUUUGGGACCAUUUUAAACUACCUGAGGGAUGGCGUGGUGCCUUUGCCAGACAACCGGAGGGAGGUUGAGGAGCUCUUGGCCGAGGCCAAGUACUACCUGGUGCAGGGGCUGGUGGAUGAAUGCCAGGCUGCUUUGCAGAACAAAGAUGCAUAUGAACCUUUCUGCAAAGUCCCGCUGGUGACAUCGUCUAAGGAGGAACAGAGACUCAUUGCCACCUCAAAUAAGCCGACCGUGAAGCUGUUAUACAACAGGAGCAACAACAAAUACUCCUAUACCAGCAAUUCUGAUGACAACAUGCUGAAGAACAUUGAGCUGUUUGAUAAGCUCUCUCUGAGAUUCAAUGGACGUGUCCUGUUCAUCAAAGAUGUGAUCGGGGACGAGAUCUGCUGUUGGUCAUUCUACGGGCAGGGCCGCAAAAUCGCAGAGGUGUGCUGCACCUCUAUUGUCUACGCCACAGAGAAGAAACAGACAAAGGUGGAGUUCCCAGAGGCACGUAUCUACGAGGAGACGCUCAACAUCCUCCUGUACGAGUCGCAGGACGGCCGCGGGCCGGACAACGCCCUUCUGGAGGCCACAGGGGGCGCUGCCGGCCGCUCCCACCACCUGGACGAGGACGAGGAGCGCGAGCGUAUCGAGAGGGUGCGGCGCAUCCACAUCAAACGGCCCGACGACCGCACGCACCACCACCAGUGACCUCUCGCUUUCUCCUCUCCUCCGUCGGUGACCUUUGGUCCCUGUGAUUCCGUCUACACCCUCUCUCUCACUUCCUCUGCGGCUGUGCCUUAGAACCACCAGCUCUUCUGCCCCCCCACCCCUUCCUUGUCCUGCCUCUCUCUCUCUCACACACACACACUCACGCACGCACGCACGCACACACACACACACACACACACACACACACACACACACACACACACACACACACACACACACACACACGCAGGCAGGUUUGCAAUUGCCUUUUGUCCUGCAGUCAAACCUGAGGUAGCUGCAGGUCAUUUAACAGAUGGGGAAGCAUCUAGGCCAAGGCUCUGAGGAAAGAUCGCAGUUAUAUGUUUGCUUUUGUUUUGUUUUGUCUUCUGUUACAGUGAACAGUGAUAUUUUGUUAGCAAAAACAUAGGCCCCACGCAAGGACAUUUUGUUAUAUCUAAAAAAUGUUAUUAGAAAGAAAAUAAAGCUGCCAUCCAGUGUGCAGUGACUGUGCAUUAAUCAUUAGACUGAUAGAUGGACCGAUCUGAUGUGCUGUCUAUGGUAGGGAGAGCAUUGUGCAAUCUGGGUUAACCUGACAUUUUACUAGAUGGAUUUACAGCUAGCCUCAAUAACACAUUGUUUACAGCUAGUCUCAAUAGCAUAAUGGUGAUUUUGGCAUUGUGUUUUCAUGGGGUCCAACUUUACAGGCAAACAAAUUCCAUUGGUUUCAGGACAGUAAAACAUGAGCUAAAUCGAGCUACUUUCACUGUUGUACUGUAGUGCUAAAUAAUUAAUAGAUGCAGGCUGUGGAGGGACUAUGUCAAAUAUGUGAGUUGCUCAAUAGCCUGACUAUUCCAUCUGUCCCUAUAUAGAGAGUGGCUAGAGUCUUUGCGCUAUUGUCUUCAGUCUAAUAUGUAGGUGUGCCUCAGAGCCACUUGUGCUUUCAGCGUGAUUUCAAUUUGAUCACUUUUGCAUGUUUUUGUGUUGUCUUAUGCUUUUUUUUUUUUUUGUCUGAGUGACCUAAUUGUACUUGUUGUAUUCGCGUGUGUGCGCAUAUGUUCCAACGGUUUUGUGGUUUCGAAUGUAUUUCUGUGAGAAGUGCUGUAGUAUGCUGCAGGUAUCCUGUUGGCGAAGGUGAGAUGUUUCUCACCAUCUCUCUUGUAUGCACUGAGGUGGAGUACAGCUAGUUUUACCUCUGGAGGGAGAAAAUAUGUUUGUUUUUGUUGUGUGUUUUACCUUUUUUAAAGAAUGAUUUAAGAAGUAUUAUUGAAGUUCUGGUUUGUACACACUGUGGUCUUGGUCAAACCUUGUAGAACAACCAGAGUCAUUAAAUUAAGUAUGUAUGUCAUGCUCAUCUAAAACACAUCCAAAUUAUGACGUGAGAGAGGCUAUGAACAUAUCAAAGUCUGAAAAAUUUCAAUUAUUGAAGAUUUUCCAACUUGGAUGUGCUGUGUCCACAGGCAGCUAGUGGUGGUUUGGCCUCUAGAGGGCGACGUUGUUCUGCAGAAGAGGCAGCCCAGGCUGGGAGAGCUGUAACUGGUCUCCAUCCUCCAGCUGCAGUCAGACGGCCCAACAGUCGUAGCACAUUAUUUUGUACCCCCACUAUCAUAAUCUAUGUAGGGCUGACAGAUGCGGCAGGAGGACGGCCAUGUAGUUAAAACCAGAUCAUGUUCUACAUUUUGUUUAAUUAAUAACAUUUAACCUCAUCUCCCUUGAAGUCAGAUUGGUAAGUGAUCGUGUAGAGGUUAGAACCUGAGACAUGGAUGGGGAGGUGAGGUGUAUGUGUGUGUGUGUGUGUGGAGGGGUAUGAGGUGUCAGUUUGAUCUGGGGAUGAUGGAGUAAUGGAUCUUGUGGCCGAACUGUAACUAGAGACGUCACUAGCAGGAAGGGUGAGUGCCCAUUGAACCACCGCUGAAUAUUGACAGACACAUGAGGAGUCGUGUCUCCUUGGUUUUAUUUCUCGUUAAGAAGUAUGUCCUCACAUUUUAAAAUGAUGUUGUCUUUUUGGUUGAAAACGCUUGUUCUUUGUAGACCAGAAGUGUUUGUACAGAAUAUGUGAACAAUAAAAAAAUGUUUUGAAUAUAUUUAUACCUAAUGUCCCCAAUAAAGAUUGUCAUAUUCCUUU
Molecule: messenger RNA, 3142 nt
Organism: Alosa sapidissima (American shad)
Lineage: Eukaryota; Metazoa; Chordata; Actinopteri; Clupeiformes; Clupeidae
Gene: kctd10
Product: potassium channel tetramerization domain containing 10
Exons: 7
Coding region: 79-1020 (313 amino acids)
Biological process (GO): negative regulation of Rho protein signal transduction; protein homooligomerization; proteasome-mediated ubiquitin-dependent protein catabolic process
Cellular component (GO): Cul3-RING ubiquitin ligase complex
Molecular function (GO): ubiquitin-protein transferase activity; protein binding
Source: RefSeq, a predicted model, not a curated record